AUCACAAAAAACAAACAUACAAUUCACUACUACUACUAAACUAUAGUAAAUCUAUUUAUAAUCUAUAGUUAAUCUAUUUAUAAUCGAUUAUUAAUCUAUUAUGCAAUUUAUUCUAACAUGUUUUUGUCUCACCCAACCCUUGCCAUUGCCAACCCCUACCCCUCUCCCCCUCUACACCACUGAAGGGAUGGUGCAUUGAAGCCGAUAUGGAGACCGAACACAUGCGACUAAAGCUAUUUUUUAUGGAUUUACAUUCAGUGCCUAGAAAUCACCUACGUUAUAUAUCGUGGAUAGCCUAUGUGGUGACCCGCGAUCCACGCAACGGCAUACGCGAAAGUAUCGUGGUGGCCAACUCACCCCAUGGUAACUAUUAUGUUCAGGACGGAAUGGAUAUGGGCGCCAUCAUGGACACCGAUAUAUUAUCGUCCGAGUAUAUGUUUGAUUCAGUGAACACACCUAUUCAUGAAAGGCUCAGUAAAAAAGAAUCGCCUAAAACAUACCUGGAAAUGGACGGUCAACUGACUGUACACAUUGAAUGGUGCGAUUCAAUG
Medioppia subpectinata is the source of this 551-nucleotide messenger RNA. The record is from the annotation of a GenBank genome assembly. NCBI's taxonomy places the organism in Eukaryota, Metazoa, Arthropoda, Arachnida, Sarcoptiformes, Oppiidae.